Messenger RNA from Anopheles moucheti, 2273 nucleotides. RefSeq names its product BUD13 homolog. The coding region runs from base 69 to 2147 and encodes 692 amino acids. The transcript is spliced from 3 exons. The record is from RefSeq and is a predicted model, not a curated record. Gene Ontology annotation, cellular component: U2-type spliceosomal complex; RES complex. Gene Ontology annotation, biological process: mRNA splicing, via spliceosome. NCBI's taxonomy places the organism in Eukaryota, Metazoa, Arthropoda, Insecta, Diptera, Culicidae. Gene Ontology annotation, molecular function: RNA binding.
CAAAUAUCGCGGCAUUUCUUUCUGUGCACUGGCUUUUUGGUUAGUAAAUUAGCCUGUACUCCCUUGAAAUGGCAACCAAAAUCGACCAGAAAGAAUACUUAAAACGUUAUCUUUCCAAUGAUAAGGACAAGAAAAAGAAAAAAAAGAAAAAGGAUAAAAAAGCUGCUAAACCGGGCAACGUGGUUAUCGUCGAUGAUGAUUUGGAUUUAACGGAACUGCAAAGAAGGAUGGAUGCCGAUGAAACGGAUCUGUUCGGUCUCGACGAAGAGGCACCGCUGGUAGUUGGAAUUAUCGAUGAACGACCGCCUGAAUUGAGAGGGAAGGAGGAUUUCAGCAGCACAAAGUGGAAAGCGGUUGCUGCAACGGAUAGUUUUGAUAGCAUGUUACAGCAAACGAAUCGAGCCGACAGAUCACAUACGAAUCGCAAAAGUGUAAGUCCACUGUCUAGAAGUGUGUCACACCGGCAGAGAAAAGAUUCGGAUGAAAGUCCGUCUAGGAGGAGAUCGAAGGAAAGGGAAAGAAGAAAGGCAAAGCGAACAGAUUCGGAUGAAAGUCCUCCUAGGAGAAGAUCUAAAGAAAGGGAAAGAGGCAAAUUAAGGGGGGCAGAUUCGGAUGAAAGUCCCUCGCGUAGGCCUUUUACAAGUAAAAGCAAUCGGCACCAACAUGAUUCGGAUGAAAGUCCAACUCGGAAGCGAAGGUCAAUAGAAAGGCACGCACGACGGGAAGCUUCUGAUACGAGUUUGCCACGCAAACGCAAGCAAAGAGAUUAUUCUGAGACAAGCCCUACUCGAAAACAACGUCCAAACGAUUCGGAUGAGAGUCCUCCCAGGCGAAAGGAAGAUAAGGCAUCGGAGAGGCGCAAACAUCGUCGCGAUUCAGACGAAAGCCCACCUAGACGGCACCGUGAGAAAGAACAUUACGACAGAACGGAAAGAAGUGGUGGGAAACGGGAUCACCCAUCUACAUCCAAGCCACGGCAUCGAGCGAAUGAUUCUGAUGAAAGCCCUCCGCGAAGAAAAAAGUCUUCAAAUCGUCAGCGCAAUUCCGACGAAAGUCCACCAAGGCGAAAUCGUCCGAAUGAAUCGGAAGACAGAUCACGAGGAGAUGCGGAGAGAAGAGAUCAUUCAAGGAACAGUUCCAAGAAUGGACGUCGUUGUAACGAUUCUGAUGAAAGUCCUCCCAGACGUAGAGGGAAUGAUGCCAGAGAAAGCUCCUCGCAUCGUAAUUCUGACAGCCGACUGCAACCUAAACCGAGUAGAGCAACUUCACCACGGGUGCGCAUAAAACAAGAAAGAAACAAUUCCGAUUCCGACCUGUCCCCUCCGAGAAAGUCGGGGAAAUCAACGCGCCAAGAUUCGGAUGAAAGUCCGCCUCGAAGAAAAGCAUCCCAAAGACGCUUUUCAAGAAGCCCCGAGCGACACAUAAAGCGGGAAUCUGCACACCGGAAAGAUUACCGUGAAAUAGAGCAUCGGAUUAAGCAGGAACCACGGUCACCAUCUCCACGAAGGAAUGAAUCGACCAACCGGAUGACUAAAACGCUCGAUGGCAAGCGUGCCGGAUUGCAGGAUGCAGCAUCACUUCGCGAGGAGAACGAAAAGCAUAGAGCAAGAGAGCGCGCCGCAUUGAUGCAAAUGUCGGAAGAUGUUUCUGGUCGCUAUGCGGACACGGUGGUACGCGACAAAUCCGGACGUCGACGAGACGUUGAGAAGGAGUUGCGCGAAGAGCUCACGAAACGAAAGCACGAAGAAGAGAAAAAGAAAAUUUAUACCCGUUGGGGUAAAGGCGUAAAACAAGCGGAAGAUUACAAUGCCAAACUUCAGGAAGCGGCCCGGGAAAUGGAGAAACCAUUGGCACGGUACGCGGACGAUAAGGAUCUGGACGAGUACCUUAAGCAGCAGGAACGGGACGGAGAUCCAAUGUUGGAGUAUCUGCGUAACAAACAGAAGGAGGAAAACAAACGCGCCGGGAUUCCGGAAAAGCCAAUUUAUCAGGGCACAUUCCCAGACAAUCGGUACGGUUUGCGGCCUGGUUAUCGAUGGGAUGGUGUAGAUCGGUCGAACGGGUUCGAGAAGCGUUGGUUCGAGUCAACCAGCAAGAAGAAAGCGGUAGAGGAAGAGGCGUACAAGUACAGCGUGGAAGAUAUGUAAACGAGGACACGCUACCACCUCUCAACGGUUUCUCAACGAACGGAACAUUUAGCAUAUAUUUUUGGUAAUAACGAAAAGGAAAUAACGAACGCCCAAUCACACAUCGUUGUGGGAUUUAAAGCUCAA